AUGGACAAAAAGUCAACUACUGCUAAAGCAAGAAAAGCAAUGAAAGAAGUAAAAUGUAGAAGAAAUGAAUUGAAAAAUAAGAAAAGUGCAAAACUUGCAAAGAGCGAAAUAAAGGAAGGGAAAACGUAUGAGAGUAACAUUGCACUAAACUUACAGUUGCCCAGCAAUAUGGCUAAUUCUGAUCCACUGCAAACCCUUGAGUCUAUAACUAAUGAACAACACCAGAGAUAUGAGAAACUAGUUCCGCAAGUCCGAAUAAAACAAAAUAAUUGUAUACAAUAUGAUGAGUCAAAAACAUACAAGUUUAUUUUGUUCGAUACCGAGACAACCACCAUGGGAAAAGCAGCAGAAAUUUGUCAAUUGUCGGCGAUAGAUGAUGUGGGACAAAAUGAAUUUUCAUGUUACCUUAUGCCUGAAAGUAAUGUUAGCAAGCACGCUACAGAAAUUAAUAAACUAGAAAUUUUUAAAGUAAACGGGGAAAGAGUACUCUAUCACCAAGGCCAACCUGUGCAGAGUAGCAGUUUAAAGGAAGCCCAAGUGUCGUUCAUCAAUUAUAUAAACAAAGUCAGUACGAACGACAAAGAAAUGAAAGAAUGCAUACCUGUUCUGGUAGGACACAAUGCGAUGACCUUUGAUAUCCCAAUUCUUCUCCGUACUUCAAUUCCACCGUUUAUGACAAAACUGAAACGUUUGAAUGUUCAUUUUGGAGAUAGUUUAAUCUUAGCCAAGCAAAUCUUGAAAGGGGAACGUCCUGCGCUUCGGUUGUCUGAUAAUACAUUUUCCAAAGCCUCGUUGGGAUGCCUACAUUCGACCUUAUUUGACCAGUCGUUUCCAGCACACGAUGCCCUCGAAGACGUUAAAGCACUCCGAAGAAUUCUUUUUGAGUCCAAUUUGACAUUGACCAGUGAAAUUAUCGUUUCAAAAUCAAAUGUCAUGUCGUGUGAAAAUGCGUUGGCUGUCGUCCAGCAUAUGGAUCUGUCUUACGAUCGAUUCCAAAGGUUUAUGGGCAAUCUCCACAAUCCCGACAAAAAUAGAAGUGUUAUUUCGAAGUCAAUGGCCAAUAAGAUAGCAGAGAGUGGCAUGACAUUCACAGAUCUGGUUGCAUUAUUCAGACAAGGUGGAUGUGAAGGCAUCAUUGCUGUCCUUGGCUUGCCACCUACGACCAUGCGAACUUCAAAACCACGGGUAACAAAAAAUCGAAGAAUUUUGAACGCUAUAUGUUCAUAUUUUGUCUCUUCAGUGUAA
This is a messenger RNA of Paramuricea clavata, 1245 nucleotides long. The record is from the annotation of a GenBank genome assembly. NCBI's taxonomy places the organism in Eukaryota, Metazoa, Cnidaria, Anthozoa, Malacalcyonacea, Plexauridae.